AUGAAAAUCUUAAUAAUCGGUGGUGAUGGAUAUUGUGGAUGGGCAACUGCACUUUAUUUAUCGAAGAAAAAUCAUCAAAUAACAAUUAUUGAUAAUUUUAUUCGUCGACAAUGGGAUGAAGAACAUCAAUUAAAUUCACUUGUACCGAUUUCUUCACUUGAACAACGUGUUCAACAAUGGAAAGAUUUAACAGGAAAAACAAUUCAUAUAAUUAAUAUCGAUAUAACGAAUUACUCAUCGUUAUGUCAAAUUCUUAACUGUGAAGACAAAUUCGAUACUUUAAUUCAUUUUGCUCAACAACGUUCAGCCCCAUUUUCAAUGAUUGAUCACGAUCAUUCAAUUCGAACUCAUAUAAAUAAUACAGUUGGAAAUUUAAAUAUUUUAUGGGCAUUACACGACUAUUCACCUGAGACACAUUUAGUUAAACUAGGAACAAUGGGUGAAUAUGGAACACCAAAUAUUGAUAUCGAAGAAGGUUUUAUUCAAAUUGAAUAUAAAGGAAGAUCAGAUCGUUUACCAUUUCCCAAACAACCAGGAUCAUUUUAUCAUUUAACGAAAGUUUCCGAUAGUGAUCAAAUCAAUUUUGCGUGUAAAACUUGGAAUUUACGAGCAACAGAUUUGAAUCAAGGUGUUGUUUAUGGUUAUGAAACAGAUGAAAUCAAUUUAUCGGAAAUUUUAGCCAAUCGAUUCGAUUACGAUCAUAUUUUCGGAACUGUUCUCAAUCGAUUUUGUAUUCAAGUUGCACUUGGUCAUCCAUUGACUGUUUAUGGACAAGGUGGACAAACACGAUCAUUUAUUGAUAUUCGUGAUACAAUUCAAUGUAUUGAAAUAGCGUGUGAAAAACCAGCUCAACAAGGAGAAUAUCGAGUUUUCAAUCAAUUUACUCAAAUCUUUUCUGUUUUACAAUUAGCACAAAUGAUUUGUAAAGUUGCAAAUGAAUCUUUGAAUAUUCGUUGUCAAAUUCAACAUUUAAAUAAUCCGAGAAAAGAAAAAGAAAUUCAUUAUUAUAAUUCGAUUAAUACAAAUCUACUUUCAUUAGGUUUACAACCAACUCUUUUAACAGAUCAAACAAUUAUUUCAUUAAUUCAAUUAGCACAAAAAUAUCAACAUCGUGUUAAUCUUCAACUUAUUCCUCCACAAAUUCAAUGGAAAUCUCCAGAACAUCAGAAAUAA
Molecule: messenger RNA, 1173 nt
Organism: Adineta ricciae
Lineage: Eukaryota; Metazoa; Rotifera; Eurotatoria; Adinetida; Adinetidae
Source: the annotation of a GenBank genome assembly